AUUGCGCUCUCUGAAUGUUAACGUGGGACGGUGACUUGCCUAUCUUUCAAUUUCGGGUUUUAGGAUUUUUCAGGCAGAAAUUCUCCUCAACUUGCUCGAAAGGAUUGAAAUGUUACAGUUUAGGUUUUCGACAGUGCUGAAGGAGUUGUUUCAAUCCAACCUAAAGCGCCCUUUGACAGGUAUUUCAAGAAAUAAAACGUCGGUACCAAUCCACUACUGCUCCACCAACGCCUCUCUUGAUGUCCAAGUCAGCUUCAAAUUGAAGCUUCUCGGUGCGGGUGUCCACCGCCCUUUGCUUUGCGCCGCACCUGGGACCCGGACCUACUGCACGAAGACCGAAGGUGCUGCUAUACCUGUGACCGAAAGUGCUAUACCGGUGACUGACCAGGAGAAGAAAGAUGAGACUGCUAAAGAAGCAGCGGCGGAGAAGAGAAGGAAGGCAGGCAUCCUGCCCAGUCUGGAGGACCUGCUCUUCUACACCAUCGCAGAGGGCCAGGAGAAGAUCCCCGUCCACAAAUUUCUCACUGCACUAAAGGCCACAGGAUUACGCACAGGAGAUCCCCGGCUGAAGGAAUGCAUGGACACCCUUAAAGUCACCCUGAAGAACACCUCGGACGGAGUCAUGCUGGACAGACAGCUCUUCAAGAAGUGUGUCCAGAGCAACAUAGUCUUGCUCACCCAGGCCUUCCGCAAGAAGUUCGUCAUCCCUGACUUCCAGUCCUUCUCCUCUCACAUCGACGAGCUCUACGAGAGUGCCAAAAAUCUGACCGAAGGCCAGGUUGGUAAUCAGCCCAUCCUGGGGGAGGUUGCAGACUACAUUCCCCAGCUUGCCAAAUUCAGCCCGGACCUGUGGGCCGUGUCUCUGUGUACCGUGGAUGGACAAAGACACACGGUAGGCGACACCAAGGUCCCCUUCUGCCUGCAGUCGUGUGUGAAGCCGCUGAAGUACGCCAUCGCUGUGCAUGACCACGGCACCGAGUACGUGCACCGCUUCAUCGGGAAGGAGCCCAGCGGCCUGCGCUUCAACAAGCUGUUCCUGGACGAGGACGAUAAGCCCCACAACCCCAUGGUGAACGCCGGCGCUAUUGUUUGCACCUCACUGAUAAAGCAGGGAGCGAGCAAUGCUGAGAAGUUUGACUAUGUCAUGAACUUCCUGAAUAAGAUGGCAGGAAACGAGUAUGUAGGCUUCAGCAACGCCACAUUCCAGUCGGAGCGCGAGUCAGGAGACAGGAAUUUCGCUAUCGGCUACUACCUGAAAGAAAAGAAGUGUUUUCCUGAGGGGACAGACAUGACGUCCAUUCUGGAUUUCUACUUCCAGCUAUGCUCCAUCGAAGUGACCUGUGAGAGCGCCAGCGUCAUGGCGGCCACCUUGGCCAACGGCGGCUUCUGUCCAAUCACGGGCGAGCGCGUGCUGAGCCCGGAGGCAGUGCGUGACACACUGAGCCUCAUGCACUCCUGCGGCAUGUAUGACUUCUCUGGCCAGUUCGCCUUCCACGUGGGCUUGCCAGCCAAGUCGGGCGUGGCAGGGGGCAUCCUACUGGUGGUGCCCAACGUCAUGGGCAUCAUGUGCUGGUCUCCUCCACUGGACAAGCUGGGCAACAGUGUCCGAGGCAUUCAGUUCUGCACGGACUUGGUGUCUCUCUUUAACUUCCACAACUAUGACAACCUGAGGCACUUUGCCAAGAAGCACGAUCCUCGCAGGGAGGGAGGCGACCAGAGGCAGUUUACCUUCGGACCCAUGGAUUACGAGAGCCUUCAGCAAGAGCUAGCUCUCAAAGACUCUCUGUGGAAAAAGGUGGUGCCCACUGAGUGCCACGAGGACAGCUCCACCACUGUAGUCUAUAGGAUGGAGAGUGUCGGGGAGCGCAACUAGGACCCCCUCUCUCCUCCCACCUCCUGUCUCCUUUCUACGCCCAUAUAUGACUUCAUAUAUUUAUAUAUAUUAUCAAGAGGAUUAUUUAUUUCUAUGAGGUUGUUUUUUUGUUUGGCGGAUUGUAAAACAUAAUGUAAUGUCACAUUAUGUACUGGUGAUGAAUGAUAAUUGAUCCUACCUGAGUUACUCUACCUUUUUUUUUCUGUGUGUCCUUGUGUGUUUAUGGGGGUCCUGCAGAGCCGAGGGAAGCCCUUCCGGCUGCCUGUCUAGAAUGUCGGACUUUAGGGGCCUGAAGGGAUUGCCUGGCUCAGAUUAAGGCUUUGCAUGUAGACUUGAUUCGUCAUUGCAUGUGUACUUCAAUAUCUACUGACAGGUUUGAGGUCCUGAAUCUGUCAAACAUGCCAGUGUGGGUAUUAGGCACAAUGUAAUGUGUUUGUUAACCAAAGCGAGGGAGGUUUUCUCAAACCAAAAGCCAAGGGAGGAUGUGGAGUGUUGUGAUUUGAAGUGUUUUGACACAUAGAAAUGUAAUGUAUCUCAUGAUAUUUCUAUGCGUUGACAGGCUCUUAAGGUUACUACAAGCUCAACUCAGUUGAUCUACGUGCGUGCGUGCACAUGGGUGAAGUGGGAUUUUUGGAGUAGCGGACACCUUUUGGUAACAGGAUAUCCUUGCCGGUCCCACUCCCAUUUUAUAUUUUGGUCUUACAUUUCUUUGAAAACAAGGAAGAGUAGCCUUCCCUUGCUAAUAGUAAGUAGCUAGCUGGCAGCCUGGCUAUCUGGCUUUAGCCUGGCUAAAAACAUAGCAGGCUAGCUAGUCUUUUUAGCUUCCCACAUCUCCAUGUGAAAUAAUCAGAUUUAUAAUUUAGAAAUAGGCCCUGGCAAAUAUUCUUAUACUUGCUGGUGUAACCGAAAACAUUAUCCCAGUUUGAUAUGCUGUUUGUGUAUUAAUUCUCAUAUCAGUUAAAAAUAGAACGUCAACAUGUUUUGGUCAUGGAGUAAAAAAAGCACAUGGCUAGCUAGUUGGCUACAGCAGGUUCUACCAUUUCACAAUAGCCUGGAAUCACUAGUUAUUUUUUCUAAACAAAAUACCUUUUGGGGUAGGUUCUUGUUUGGUUUACUUUUUGAACAGUCGCUGAGAUUAUAUUUGGUUAUCAAUGCAAAAUAGGCUACUUUGAUGAAUAGCCUAUAUAGCCUACAUAUCAGAUCAAGGAACCAAGCAAUAAUACUGCCCCCACGGCUGCGGAGGUAAUGAUACUGCGUGUCUCUUCAGGUAGUAAAACAGUAUGUGGAACUCCAGAGCGUAUUACAAGGAGCUGCCCCUUUUGUGAUGAAAAACGACAUUGCAACACCGAUAUUUGCAUCUGCGUAGAGCUUGUAGUAAGCUUUAGAAGAGCAAACUAUGAGAUUAUAAUAAGGCACUUAUCAGGCGUGACACUGAGACUAUAUCAGUCGGACCAUUCUAACUUGCAUACAGGCCCUUUACCUUUCACAUACCAGCAACGUUGUCAGUGUCAGCAUCUCACACGAGUUGAUUCUCAACUGCUGUUGAGUGGACCGUAGCUUUUCAUCAAGGUCGUAAAAGGUGAUGCAUUCAACCCCCUUCUGUGUGUGUGUGUGUGUGUGUGUGUGUGUGUGUGUGUGUGUAUUUGAGUGGUCCAUGCACGUGUGUGUACCGUGUUGAUCUAAGCUGUGACGCAUGCCGAGGGGACAUUGACCCUGGCUGUGACAGACAGACCGACAGACACCCCACAAGCCGUUAGUUUUCAUGACAUAGCCUAGUAGAAUCCUGCUGGAUCUAUUCCAUAGGCAGUUGCAGUAUGUAUAUGUCAGAUGGCAUAUCAUGGUUAUAUAGGUCAUACGUGUAUAUAUAUUGUACAAGUCAGUAUACCAUUGAGAUAAAGUGUGAUCACACAUUGUUACCAAUUAUAUUUAAUCCGUAUUAUUACUGUCAAUAACGCUUAGCUACCCUUAAAGUCAAAGGGUAAACCAGUUAUCUUAUCUAUACUGUAGCUUAAGAAUGCAUCAUAUUUAUUUCCAUAUGUACUGUAUCUAUAGUUUUGCCAUAGACUGUAUUGUUUGCCUGACAUGCUGUGUGUGUGUGUGUGUGUGUGUGUGUGUGUGUGUGUGUGUGUGUGUGUUUUGGGGGAUUGUUAUCUUGCAGUAAGCUUGACGAAACUCAACAGCAGCUCAGAACGGCAAGGGAAUCAACUUAUUUCACAAACGUUCAUAAUUUGGCCACAUUUGCACAUGUCAGCCAAGGCCUUGGGUGUCCUGCUGCUGGGGUUGUUGUUUUUCUUUCAAUGUUUUUAUCCAAUCAUGCUUGAAACUGAACUGUUGAAUGGGUAUACGCUUCAGUAGCCCUAUGUUACCCGUGAAUGUGGUCUUCUUCUUGUGGGUCCAUAUAAGUCUAUGGGGCCCAUACCGGCCAAGGUUGGGGUCAAUUUGAAUUGAAGUCAAUUCAGGAAGGGAUUUAAAUGUAAAAUUCAUAAAUGGAAAUAUAUAUAUAUAUAUAUAUAUAUAUAUAUAUAGCUUCUCCCUUUGUUUGUUGACAAGUUACUGAACAUAGAUGACCUGUUUUCAAUUAUUUAAUUGGAAUGUAUUAAUUUAAUUGGAAUUCCUGAAUUGACUGACUUGACUCCACCCUGUCCCAUAUACUUUUAGUUAGCUUUUAGCUUAAUUUAGCAUCAGAAUUUUAGUUAAAAUAUCUAUUUGUUGUUUUGUCAUGUCUAUAUGCUUGGACUUCAGUUAUAAUUGUGAUUUGGAACUAGAACUACUAUUUCACUGAGGAUGUUUGUUUUUUAAGUGUAGGCCUUUGAGAUUUUGUCAGUCAGUGUGCGGUGCAAAGCUUUCACAAGCCUCUGUCACUGUGGAGGGAAGCUAGCCUAGCAGCUAACAGUAACCUGCUUGCUAAUGCUAAUUUACCCAAUAAUCAGUCCUGUUAAAUUAAUCCUAUUUAUUUGUACUGGAAUUGUAUCUUUUCUUUCUGCUACUUGUGUUUUCUGAAACACGUUUGAGUGGGUUUUCUACAGUCUUGCCCAUGUUGACAUAAUAUGGAGAAUGCAGUGGCUGAAAGCCUGCAGGACUCACACGCCUCAACUAUAGACGAGUUUCACUCACUACUGCAAUUUGGAGUUAGGUUGACGUUAGAGGCUACAGGAGGAAGUUAUGUGGCUUACUUGAACUCUAAGGGAAUGUGAACCUUUCUACGUUCCAGCAAAAUGUGACAAAUAACCCCAAUCAAAUUUUACACACGUUUUUUUUAAUGCCGUACCAGUAUUUUCAUUAAAAUUUAUGAUUUUUAUGAUUUCACACCAACAUGUUUGUAAUGUUUCCGGCAAUGUCAUUAUUUUACUAUUUCUGUUUUUGUUUCAAAUGGUCCUUCUGGCAUGCAUAUUUUUGUAUGAUUUAAUAAAUGUGUUUGAAUCCCACCUUGAUAUUUUAAAGUUCAUUUUAGUGUGUUUUUUUUUCUUUCAGUUUUUCAGUUUUUUCUGUUUUCUGUGCCUUGGCGAAAACAACUAUAGCCCUCCAAGUCUAAAAUGCUAUACACACCAGCAGUCUACAGUUUUAACUUAUUGAGAGUGUAUAUCAUUGCAUUUAACAUUAAAACUUCUCUUGAACUCUUCAGAUCUUUACCGAAUCUAACUGGAAUGUUGAUUUAUCACUCUAACUCAAACUGGUUUUGGUGUCUUGGACAAAAAAGGGAGUUGCGUUAUCCUCAUAGUAAAGACACUGCCUCAUGGUUUGGAUGAAAACACUAGGUUUUUGUCUUGUUUUGGGGGGGAAAGCAAUACUUAGCUCUACUGCUAUCUGUAUAGAGGCCUGUAUUGCAAAUACAAGCAAAGAGCUUCAGUAGUUGUAAUGCUAGAAGUGUGUUGCAAUGACAGGUGAAGUGCUUGUUGAAAUCGUGUUGCCUUGCUGCCCCAUGUUAUAAACCAAUAAAGUACUAUAACCAAUGAA
Coregonus clupeaformis (lake whitefish) is the source of this 5827-nucleotide messenger RNA. Its product is annotated as glutaminase kidney isoform, mitochondrial. NCBI's taxonomy places the organism in Eukaryota, Metazoa, Chordata, Actinopteri, Salmoniformes, Salmonidae. The transcript is spliced from 15 exons. Gene Ontology annotation, molecular function: protein binding; glutaminase activity. The record is from RefSeq and is a predicted model, not a curated record. Gene Ontology annotation, biological process: L-glutamine catabolic process. Bases 110 to 1873 code for a protein of 587 amino acids.